Glycine soja is the source of this 1111-nucleotide messenger RNA. Its product is annotated as protein RESTRICTED TEV MOVEMENT 2-like. The record is from RefSeq and is a predicted model, not a curated record. Lineage: Eukaryota; Viridiplantae; Streptophyta; Magnoliopsida; Fabales; Fabaceae. The transcript has 2 exons. Bases 38 to 955 code for a protein of 305 amino acids.
UGCAAUAGAAACACAAACACAACAAACAAAAGCAGUUAUGAUGGAAAUGUCCACCUUGCAAUCAAACCUUAACUAUGAGAAUUGCCAGCCUAAAUUAGAAACAAAGGAGACCCCAGAAUCACACAUCCUGCUUGUUCACCUUCCUGGUUAUGCAGAAGAUGAUAUAGGAGCUCAAUUUGAGUACGAUUAUAGAAGAGUUAGAGUUUUUGGUGGAAGACCCCUUGGAGAUAACAGAUCAAUUCGCUUCAACGUUGUAUAUGCAGUUCCUUGGAAUUGUGAUGUGAACAAGCUUAAGGGUAUGUUCCAAGGAGAAAUUUAUAGUGUUACAAUGCCAAAGGUGAAUACAUCAAGCGAUUUCCCAGAUCAAAAUUCACCCAAAUCUUCAUCACAUGGAAAGGCUCAAAUUGAAGUAUCUGAGGAACCAAAAUCAAUAAUUGAGAGUCAAAAACAAGAUAAUGAGACUUUAACCUUACCAAAAGCCAUAAGUGAUUCAUUGCCUCAAAAGGGUGAAGAGGUAAUUUCACAAGAUGCCAAGAAUCGAAGAGAAGAAAGGUUUGAAAGUAGUGAAAAGAAAAGGGUUGAUAGGAAAGACACUAUGGAAGAAAGUGAGAAUGUUUCUGCCUCAGGAAAACCACCCCAGAAAGGAAAAAAGGAACAUGUCAUGGAUGAGACAAGUUUCAUCACAAAGAGUGAAGAGGAUGGUAAGGGUAAGGGAGAAAAAAUGGAAAUGAAUGAUACACUUGAUGAAGGGAAUGAUGGAAAGGACAUAAUUGGAACAUCAAAAAAGAAAGGAAUAAAGGAGGUGGCUACUUCUGCUUCUCAUGCCGUGACAAGUUUGGUAAAGAGGUUCAAUGAAGAAGAUAUGAUGCUGUUAUAUACAAGUGCAACAACGGCUAUAGUGUUGGCACUAGGUGUUUAUGCUUCUUACAAACUUCGUUUCUCAGCUAGACAAUAGAUAAAGGAAUUAAUCACUCUUUCCUUUCAUGUGAUUUUGGCAUGUUUUGUUUUCAGUAUAUUGUAAAAUCAAAGAAAGCAUGCCUAGUUUUAUAAUCAUAAUCAAGUUGAACGGCAGUUGUCUCAAUGAUUAGACCAAAAAACAAUGUGUUACAGA